AUGGACCCAUUUUAUGAGUCUGAUGGAGAUGAUAAUGGUGGUGAUGAUGCUUUCUAUGCUGAGAUAAGAAGGCAAAUUUUGCUUUUGACAGCAGAUGACGACAAAGAUUUUAACAAAAACAAUGAUUCGGGCUCCACUAGAGUCACCACACAUACCACAAACUAUGGCUACGCCAUUGCACAACCAUCGGGAAGCUAUUUCUUUUGGCCGGGAAAUGAGAACACUGAUACAAUACCCCCCCGGGUUUUGAACUUGUGGAGAACUGGCAAUGGCACAGGGGUGUUCAUACCCCAGGUGGUCAAGCCCAGAAGAAGACAUAAUAAGCCAAGAAGGAAGAAGAUUGACAAGGGAAGAACAUAUCAACCAGUGGCACACAAGAAUUGA
Messenger RNA from Ilex paraguariensis (yerba mate), 384 nucleotides. The record is from the annotation of a GenBank genome assembly. NCBI's taxonomy places the organism in Eukaryota, Viridiplantae, Streptophyta, Magnoliopsida, Aquifoliales, Aquifoliaceae.